Saprolegnia parasitica CBS 223.65 is the source of this 1896-nucleotide messenger RNA. RefSeq lists its product as hypothetical. The transcript has a single exon. The coding region runs from base 1 to 1872 and encodes 623 amino acids. Gene Ontology annotation, molecular function: GTPase activity; GTP binding. Lineage: Eukaryota; Oomycota; Saprolegniomycetes; Saprolegniales; Saprolegniaceae. The record is from RefSeq and is a predicted model, not a curated record.
AUGACGGAAGAGGUCGUGUGGGAAUGGCCGCCGGCGCCGAUCCGGCUUGUCGAGGACGACGGCGAGACGAUGCACCUCGCCGCCGCAGGCGUCGCCUUCCUCCAAGGCUUCGAGUACCCCAUUGGCACGCUUGUCGUCUCGGGCGGGCCCGACCGGCUGCGCGAUGCGAGCCGUGUGCUCGGCGACGGUCCGCCCGCCCGCGACGAGUCCAGCACCGCGCCUGGCAUCUACAUUGUAGGCUCGGCCGACUAUAUGCAAUCCGGUCGGUGCGCCCUAUUGCUCGAUCUGCAGCUGCCGUCGGGUCCGAGCCCUCUCCGCGCAGUGGCCCUCGCACUCGCAAGCCUUGUCCUCCACAUUGGCAGCGGCGAAGUCGACGCAGCGGCGCACUUGCUACAAGGGCUCAGCAACGACACACCUGACGUAGCUCCGUUUCUGCCAUUGAUGGCCUGGGUCACGCCCAGUGCAGCGCCUGUCUUCACACCGAGCGCUUGGCCCGACGUCGGCGGUCGCCCGCGUGACGCACAGCUCGCCAAGGCACGUCACGUUUGCGCGAUCGAGCUGCCUACCGACGCCGACGACGCUUUUCUGAGCGCCUGCCGCACCAACCUCCUAGACGCGCUGCCCGAGAAGCGGCUCUUCAACGUGACGUUCACCGGCCCGCUCCUUGUCGCGUUCCUCGAUGCGUGUCUGCAGCCAACGGCCGACGGCGCCCUGGACCUGCUCUCCGCCUGGGACCACAUUGUCGACCUGCAAUGCGAGCCCAUCAUCGCGGAUGCGCUCCAGACGUACCGGGACGCGAUGGACGGCGCGGUCACCGAGUCGCCGCCGCUCGAGCUGCCCGCGUACGAGACGCUGCACGACGACGUUUCUCGCAUGGCGCUCGCACUCUUCGCGUCCCGCGCGACUUUUCCCCACGCGCCGGCGCGGUCCAAGGCCAAGGCAGCGCUGUGGGACGCGCUGCGGCGCCUCGAUCGCGACCAGCGGGACUCGCUGGACGCCCACUCUGAGGCGUUCUGCUCUGCGCUGUGCACGCAGCUCUGGCACGCGGUGACGGCGGAUAGCACUCUCGAGCCCGCGUCCGCGCUCCUGGAAGUUUCGGCAAAGUACCACGCCGCGUGCCGAGGCCCGGCCAAGCAUCGCGUCUGGAGCGAGCGCAUCGCGGCCGAUGGCGCAGCCUGUUUCCAGCAAGCGACCGCCGCCGCGUACGCCGCGUGGACCGACGACAAGCUCGCAAACGAGCGCGAUGCGUUGGACGCCGCGUACAAGGCCAAGCACGCGACGCUCACCGAGCACUUUUGCCGAGAAAAGGCGACGCUGGAAGCGCGGCUGCAGCAGGAACAAUCCUUGCAGGCCAAGGCCCACGCCGCGGCGCUCGCCCGCGCCAAGAUGGAAAACAACGAGACGCGCCGGACGCGCGACGAGCUCGCGGCGGCGCAAGAGACCAUCGCGAGUCUCCACGAAGCGUUGCGGCAGCGAGAGCUCGAAAUCAAGACAGCCAACGAGUCGAUCGCGUCGUUGAAACGCGAGAUGGUGCAGCUGGAGGCAGCGCGCGCGGACGAGGCCAUCGCGCGGACGGCGCUCGUCGACCGCCUCACCGAGUCGCUGCAAACAGAGACGGCGCUGCGAGCGCAAUUGGACGCCGUCGAAGCGGCGCGACUGGCCGAUGUGACGGCGCGUGCGUCGAUGGCCCACGACGCGGUCGCGCAGCUGCGCAUCCUGAGCGAAGAGAAGGACAUGCUCCAGCUCAAACUCAACGAGUUUUUUCUCAAAGCAUCGGCGCUGCCGCCGGCGAUCCAACAACAUCUUUUGCUGCCCGCCGAGUCGGAGCCCGUCGUGUUUGCUGACGCGCUCUCGAGCUUCAUGGCCGCCUAACGCGUCUAGAAUGUACUAUUACGG